AUGUAUUCAGGUGAAUCAAAAGAGGCAUUAAAAGAAUUUAUUUGGAAAAAUCCAAGAACAUCUUCAACCAAAUACUGCCGACCAAUUCAUAUACAAUUUCAAAAAGAAACGACCGAAUUGAUACAAAACGAAGUAUCAAAUAUAUCGAAUCAAAUUCAAAACUUGGUAUCUUCAAUAGUUAAUUUGGGAAAUGACGAUUUUGUAUCAGUAAAACAUGAGCUUGUGUUAACUAUGAUCGAUGGAAAAGUAUGUAAUGCUAUAUCAGAUAAUAAGUCGGCACAAAAAUGUUAUAUAUGUGGUGCAGGGCCAAAAGAUAUGAACAAUUUAAAUACGAUAAAACAACGUCCAAUUGAUCCAUCAACACUUUCAUUUGGUUUAUCAUCCUUGCAUGCUUGGAUAAGGUUUUUUGAAUGCCUCAUUCAUGUUGCGUAUCGAUUAGGUUUUAAAAAAUGGCAAGCACGGGGAGAUGACCAAGAAAUGUUAAAGAAAAAGAAAAAGGAAAUACAAACUAAGUUUAGACAAGAAUUGGGUCUGUUGAUUGAUCAACCUCGUCCUGGAGGAAGUGGCACGACUAAUAAUGGUAACACGGCCAGACGAUUUUUUUCUAAUCCAGACGUAUCAUCUUCUAUAACCGGUGUUGAUAAAAAUAUCAUAGUACGAUUCAAAGUUAUACUUGAAGUUAUAUCAUCAGGUGAACAAAUUAAAGGAGUUGAAUUCAAUAAUUAUGCAUUUGAGACAGCUCAAUUAUUCAUUAGUAAAUAUCCAUGGUUUUAUCUACCAGCAUCCGUUCACAAAAUUUUGAUUCACGGAACACAAAUUGUUGAAAAUGCCAUAUUGCCAAUCGGUUUAUUAUCAGAAGAAGCACAGGAAGCUAAGAAUAAAGAUAUGAAGAGGUUUAGGGAAAAUAACACAAGAAAAAUAUCCAGAAAACAUACAAUGGAAGAUUUAUUUAAUAACUUGCUCAUUUCAUCAGAUCCACUUAUUUCGAGUAGAAGAAAAAUUAGCAAUAAAAAAUCAACCACAUUAUGCGAUGAAGCAAAACUGCUUGUAUGUAUUGUAGGAGAAAAUAAAGAGGAUUUUUACAUUAAUGAGGAAAAUAGUGAAGACGAAUUUAUGGAGUACGAAUAAUUAAAUUGAAAACAACUAGCAUAU
Molecule: messenger RNA, 1152 nt
Organism: Sipha flava (yellow sugarcane aphid)
Lineage: Eukaryota; Metazoa; Arthropoda; Insecta; Hemiptera; Aphididae
Exons: 2
Coding region: 1-1128 (375 amino acids)
Source: RefSeq, a predicted model, not a curated record